Messenger RNA from Trichoderma harzianum CBS 226.95, 2003 nucleotides. RefSeq lists its product as hypothetical. NCBI's taxonomy places the organism in Eukaryota, Fungi, Ascomycota, Sordariomycetes, Hypocreales, Hypocreaceae. The record is from RefSeq and is a predicted model, not a curated record. The transcript is spliced from 4 exons. Bases 1 to 1932 code for a protein of 643 amino acids.
AUGUCUUCUGUGAGUACUCGGCGUGCGCCUAAGUCGCAAGGAGGGCUGGCCCGGCUGGUAUCCAAAUUCGAGAACCUGGGAGCAUCAAAGACGCCUCAAGAUAUUGGAUCAGCAGGUGAAAUCAGACACGAUCCGAUUUCCGCUUCCAAAUUUUCAGAUGCUCCGCCAGUGCAGAAAAACGCAAGAGAUCGUGUAGUCGGCUCAUCAAAAACCUUGGCAUCGCCAUCUCUGACUCCUACGAGUGCCACAAGAGACCAGUUGGAAACGCCUCUCAAGGAUAGCCAUGCUGGCACCACUGCACCUCCAUCGUCCAAAAUUGGGAAACUAAUCUCAAGGAGAGGCUUGGCAGUUGCGGACAUGAGGAGAUUGUUCGAGCGAGGAAAUGAUAAGAAUGUUACUUCAAAUGUUGCGCGAACGACUACCUAUGAACCUAAACGCGUUGCUUCACCUAUCACCACCACCGAGUGCAAUGACCCUAAAACGUUCUCCCUUGCGAAUAGCCCCAUGAAGGGAUCGUCGGCCGUAAACGAUUCGGGUACACUGGCGAAUCGGCAAGAAGAAAGAGACAUUGUUCCUGACCUGGUUGAGCAUUCCGAAUAUCUGCCACGGCCGCUCACUUCGCCCGAUCGCUUCUCUAGACCCCCAAGAGAGGACAAAGCUGCUAUCGAAGACAAUAAAAGCACUUGGCAAAGAAAUGAACCUCGAUUCAAGAUACGGGGUGGUGUAUUUUUACACAACACCCCUGUUCCGCUCCAAAAUAUGGUUGUUACAGACGUAGGGACUUGGCGCCCAAACCCUCUCGACACAUCCGAGUUGGCCUUGCACUCUGAGGACAGAAAAUUGAGAAAUGAUGACCAACAUUUGGUACAUUCUUUUGAACGAGUAAAAGGGGACGGCUCAGAGCUUUUGGAAAACUUGCAAUCUGGUGUGACUCUCUGCUAUCCAUGCCGCGACAUUGUACUGUCAUCGAUGACUUAUACUGACGGUGAUGCCAAAGAACCACGUGGACAAGGGGGCCUGCUGUUUCCCACAUCCAGAUCAUUUCCCCCUCAGCAGUCAAAGGUUUCCAAUCUCCGGAGAAAGUUUGACAGCGCGUUGCCUUCAUCAACAUCAUCAAAGCCGAUUAUUUCCCAGCAGAGCUCUGUGCGGCCGACUUCCACACAAGAUGGCACCCAGCCGCCUCGUUUCGGAACUUUGUCUGGAACCGGCCGGAAGCUCAAAGAGACGAUUGGGCUCUUUGAGUCAAUGAGCCACCAAGCCAAUAGAGAUGACAGAUUCGGGAAUAUUCCCAAGAUAUCUUCGUCUCCGACAUUCCAAAGGACUGCCGCUACGAAGGGUAAGCUUGCUAGUGACAAACUCGAGAGGGCAGCAGCCAAAUCUGAGGACGUGCCACCUCCUCCCAGACUGUUGUCACCGAUAGAAGAUCGACCUCCACGGCCAUACGCACGAUCACCAGGCGUACAUAGUGCCAGCAGCCAGGCUAGUGAUAUCAAGCCCUUGCUCUACACGACACCGUCCAUGAUCAAGACAAAGCGCCAUGAGAAACACUUUGGAUCUCUAUUUAGAUCGGGAUGGAGAAGAAAAGCGAAGUUGAGAUCUGAAGACGAUGCGGUGCAACGCCAAAGAUACAACAUCGACGGUGAGGCAGGGCUCGAUUUUGAGCAGAAAUACCACAAGCUUUCGUGCGACGAGACAUGGACGGACGGCAGCGAGGCUUCCUCUACUACGCACGAACCUAUGAUUGCGGAACGCCACCCUUCCCUUCGCCUUUUGCGUCGGCGUCUGAUGUCUCGUAGCCAUGGACUGUUUGUUUCAGAGGCUCACUGUACUCUUGAGCAGCCGCAGCCAGUGCGAAGCAAUGAGCUACGAAAUCUUCCCAGUCUUUUUAGAGAGAGGAUGGCUGUAUUGAGGGCACGGGCUCAGACGGAGUAGGAAGGGUAAUGGGAUCGUGGAGGAGCAUUAGAAGUAGAUUCCCUUAGGACUAGUCCACUACUCAAAUACGG